Aspergillus fijiensis CBS 313.89 is the source of this 695-nucleotide messenger RNA. RefSeq lists its product as uncharacterized. NCBI's taxonomy places the organism in Eukaryota, Fungi, Ascomycota, Eurotiomycetes, Eurotiales, Aspergillaceae. The coding region runs from base 146 to 649 and encodes 167 amino acids. The transcript has a single exon. The record is from RefSeq and is a predicted model, not a curated record.
GAUAGAUCUUGGAUAUUGAUGAUGUCCUCUUCAACUGUAUCUAUGUAUGACGCUUGACUUGGUGUUUGAUAUCUGGUUUGGGUGUCUCUUAUGUUAAUAUCUAAUUUUUCAGUUUUUCUAUUCUGGUCGUCACAAAACUCCGGUGAUGAUCGCGGGGUUGUGGCUUCUGCGCUGUCCUGGUUUGGAUGUCGCGUUGUCCCUGCCAGUGAGCGUGCGAGUGUCGGUUUCCUAUCUCCGUAGACAGGAACUGUUGAUCGCAGGUUUCGAUCGUCCACCCCCUUAUCUGCGUCAGUUGAGAUUGACUUUGCGACGGCGGCUUGGCCCGACAGUGCUCACUGGCGUUUCGUGCAAGAUCAAGGGGGAUCCCUUGCUGGAGAUCCGUGGUCGAGGCUGGAAUGUUAGGGUCCAGUUGCCGCUUGCGGAAAUCCGCUCGCCGCCUAUCUACGCCCGUCAACCAUGGGCUGGGUCGUGGGGAUGUCGGCGUCGCCGAUGGGGGGACGUGCACUGUUGCUGGCUUAGCUUAUCUCUUAUCUCUUUGACUGUCGCUGCGGCUCUCUGGAGAGCGAGCUGCUGCUGGGGUUGGGUUCCUUUGUUGCUGUCCAAAGUCAAAGACCUUGGUCCCAUGGUAGUGAGCCCGCGAGAAAGCUAGACGGGUGCUGGUCGCCCCAGUGCUUGCUCGCCUGCCUCCUGCCUAA